Paramecium sonneborni is the source of this 1607-nucleotide messenger RNA. The record is from the annotation of a GenBank genome assembly. NCBI's taxonomy places the organism in Eukaryota, Ciliophora, Oligohymenophorea, Peniculida, Parameciidae.
AUGCCAAUAUCUGAAUCUCAACAUAGUAGUAUACGUAACUCAACUAGCUUUAAAAAAAUUAUUUCGAAGCUGAGAAUGAGUACUAUUUUACUCAUAUACACUUUCUUAAUUCUUGGAUUAAGUUUAGCAAUACUUGUUACAUGUCAAAAUAUCCAAUUAUUAUUGGCUACUGAUUAAGUUUAAAUAAUUUCAGAACAAAUAUUAACUUUGCAAAAUAAAAAGUAAUAUUAAAUAUAGACUUAGAGCUCUAUCAAUUUAAUCUCAAGAUGCUAUGGAAGUGUUGUAAUUUGCAUUUUAAAUGAUUUCAACUAAAAUGUCUAAGCUUGUAUUCUUCAAUUAUUGGAUGCAUACCACUGAUCUAUAAAUUCUUUAAGAAAUUCAACAUUGUAAAACCAUGCAAUAAUUAAAUCAAUAAAUAUAAUUUUCAAGUAGUUGUUAUACUUUUUCUGGUAACUUCAGCUUUAAAGAUGUUGAAACUAGGCCUUUUAUCAAGUUUACUAAUCUUUUUUAAACCCAUUAACUUACAUUUGAUUUCUACUUAGUUUCUUAACAAAUAUAUUUAAUAUCCUUUGCAGAUAAUCUAUUUACUGUUUAUUUUCCUACAAAACCUUAAAAUGAAACCCUAGAAGCUAUCCAAUAAUAAUGGUUUACUAAUUACACCUAUGAAUUACAAACCACUAAAUAAUUUAUUCCUUAUCAAAUCAGUAAACUAUUUUAAAUGAGCAACUAUAAUUACUUAUUAGCAACAUUUUCUACAUUACUAUUUAACACAAAACGAUAAAUGACAGGCAUUGCAUCUUUAUUAAUUAAUUUUCCACAAUUAUAAAAUUUCUUAUAUAUGGAUAAAUUAAGCUUGAUGAUUUUGCAUGAAGAUGGAACUCUUGUAUAUUCAAAAAGCUUUAUUGAACAUUAAAUCGAGAAUACCUUUGAUCUCAUUUAUAAUCAAACUUUAACAGGAUUUAAUAUAACAGAUUGGGAGGAUAUCAAAUAUUCUAUUAAUCAUUCGACCUAUCCAAUUUAUAAGUACAAUAGUAUACUAAAAUAAUAUGUUUAUAUAAAGGCUUCUUAGCUAAAUCAUACUUAAUUAAUAGCAUUAACGUAUUACUCUUAAAUAAUUUAGUUUAUAAAAUAAUACUUAUGAAAAAGAAAUUUCAUCAGUAUUAGAUGGCUAAAUUUAAAAAGUAAUAUCUUGGUUUACUAAUAUGAGUAUUUAUGCAAUUUUAGUUGAUGUUAUUAUUGUAUUAUUAACUAUUUUGCCUCUUAAAUUUUUAUUUUAUUCUACCAAUUUAGUUUUGGAUAUGAUGAUAAAAUACCUAAAUGGAAAAUUCGAUUAUAAAUUUAAAGAUGAUGUAUUUAAUCAUAAUUUUUUUUAAUCGAAUGACAAUUCAUUAUCGAAAUUCUAUGAAUCCUAUUAAAAAUUAGAUAAGGCUCUUAAUAAGACUUAAUUUGAAAAAUCUGAACAGUGUAAACUUAUUGAAUCAUUCUAAUUUGAGAAAAAUUAAAAAAUCAAAUUAAUUUACCCUUAGAAUUAAUUGUAUGAUAAACAUGAAAAUAUUCCUGCUUAACUUUUUUAUUCAUUAAUCAAAGUUCAUAGAGAAGAAAAUUGA